Pipra filicauda (Wire-tailed manakin) is the source of this 1041-nucleotide messenger RNA. RefSeq names its product TP53 regulated inhibitor of apoptosis 1 (gene TRIAP1). Lineage: Eukaryota; Metazoa; Chordata; Aves; Passeriformes; Pipridae. The transcript has 2 exons. The coding region runs from base 237 to 467 and encodes 76 amino acids. The record is from RefSeq and is a predicted model, not a curated record.
GGGUUGCGGUACCUGCGGCGGGGGCCGGUGCGCGCCGUGCCCGCCGUGCCCGCUGUGUCCCCGGGCGGGGACCCUCCAGGCGCGGACCCACCGCGCCAGCGCCAGCGCCCGCAUCUCCCGCGUUCCCUUUUUCCGGGGCCGUGACGUCACAUCCCGUGCGCGACGUCACUCCGCCGCGCGCCGGAUGUGCGUCACGAGGAGGGCGCGCCCGGACGCGGCCCGGCGGGGCCGCCGCGAUGAACAGCGUGGGCGAGGCGUGCACGGAGCUCAAGCGCGAGUACGACCAGUGCUUCAACCGCUGGUUCGCGGAGAAGUUCCUCAAGGGCGACAGCGCCGGCGACCCCUGCGGGCAGCUCUUCAAGCGGUACCAGCUCUGCGUGCAGAAAGCAAUAAAGGAAAAGGACAUACCCAUCGAGGGCCUGGAGUUCAUGGGCCCGAGCAAAGGAAAAACUGAAAACUCCUCUUGACCUUGGCUGUGUGGGUGGAGUCACUGAUAUGAACCUUUGGACUAAGCACUAGCACCAGGUGUACCACCAGGUGCCACCUGGAUAAGACCUUUAGAUCUUUAUUAACUGCUUUCUAAGAAGCGAGGAAUCUUCUCUGCUUGCGAAAACAAACAGCUAAAAUCAAAAACCAAAAAGAUUGGAUCACGUGGCAACUGCUGCCUCUUUUCCAGUGAAUUUUGGUGGUGGUUCAGCACCUAACAGCUUAAAAAUCCAUGUGACCUAACUUCCUGUUGAAUGUACUCUGUAAUGGGGGAAUGCUGAUUGGAGCGGGCUGAGAUAAUUUCUUUGUGACUGGUUUCUUUUGCUUAUUUAUAUAACACUUGAAAGCGUUUAAAAAUGUGAAGGGGGUUGAUUUACUUUGUCUCCUCUCUAUGCUGCUGAAUUUUGGUGGAAGAAGUUUGUUUCAUGUCAUCCUGAACGUUGAGGGGCUAAAGCAUUAUUUUCUGUCAGCAACAGGGAUGGUCUGAAAGCACUACUGGGCCUUCAACAGCUUGGCUAAAAUAAAUAUAAUCAGGUUAUAUUUUGUUGAAGUUCA